Arabidopsis thaliana (thale cress) is the source of this 882-nucleotide messenger RNA. RefSeq names its product heat shock protein 17.6A (gene HSP17.6A). The record is from RefSeq and is marked reviewed. The coding region runs from base 155 to 625 and encodes 156 amino acids. Gene Ontology annotation, biological process: response to stress. The transcript has a single exon. Lineage: Eukaryota; Viridiplantae; Streptophyta; Magnoliopsida; Brassicales; Brassicaceae. Gene Ontology annotation, cellular component: cytoplasm.
UUUUAAGUUCUAUAACACCGAAACAAUCGCUCUCUCUACAUUGCUCUAGAACUAUCCAACUCAACUUCUAUUUAAUACUUUCUUACAUCAAAAUCAAAAUCAAUCAAACCAAAGAAAAAGCCAAGAAGCAAGAAAGUUAACACAACAGCUAAGAAUGGAUUUGGAGUUUGGAAGGUUUCCAAUAUUUUCAAUCCUCGAAGACAUGCUUGAAGCCCCUGAAGAACAAACCGAGAAGACUCGUAACAACCCUUCAAGAGCUUACAUGCGAGACGCAAAGGCAAUGGCUGCUACACCAGCUGACGUUAUCGAGCACCCGGAUGCGUACGUUUUCGCCGUGGACAUGCCUGGAAUCAAAGGAGAUGAGAUUCAGGUCCAGAUAGAGAACGAGAACGUGCUUGUGGUGAGUGGCAAAAGACAGAGGGACAACAAGGAGAAUGAAGGUGUGAAGUUUGUGAGGAUGGAGAGGAGGAUGGGGAAGUUUAUGAGGAAGUUUCAGUUACCUGAUAAUGCAGAUUUGGAGAAGAUCUCUGCGGCUUGUAAUGACGGUGUGUUGAAAGUGACUAUUCCGAAACUUCCUCCUCCUGAGCCAAAGAAACCAAAGACUAUACAAGUUCAAGUCGCUUGAGUUUGUUUGUGAUCGUGUUUUUGUGUUUUAAUGAAUGUAAUCGAUAAGCAACUACCUCUUGGUGUUCGUUGUAAAAUGAAAUAAAAAUAGUUUUCUCUGUUCAUAUUUGUCUUUGUGUUCAAUCUUCAAAUCAAUGAAGUUUUUGCUCUCUUGAACCAUCCAUGCUUAUGAGGCAAAAAUAGGACCACAACAAAAAAGACACCGAAUGGUCAUUCCUCUGUUUUUGCAGAAAUUAUUACUGUUCAUCCUUUCCUAAU